GUGCUCAUUCUUCCAUGAUACUCACUGAAUAUCAUGCUAUUCUUUUUUAUUUUUUAAGCAAAAAAAACUAUUUUUUAAGCAAAAAAAAACUGAUUUUUUUCCAUUCUUUCCCAUAUCGUGAGUGAAAAGUCUCGCUCUCUGACUCAAUGGUAGACUGAAAAAGUUGAAAGCUCCUCCCAACCCAGUCCAUUGCUCAAUUCCUAUUUUCUUUUAAUAUUUUCAACACUCAACUAUGUCGUGUUUAACUAUGCUCCAAGUUUUUGAAAACUUUUUUCCUCCCUGGAAUUUGACACAACUAAUUGAAGCCAUGACACAUGACAAUGAAUAUCAAUCUGCACUUGUAUUCGAUAGAAUUAGACGAUUAAUCUUAAACAACUCGAAUACCCCAAUAACGACAAAAGAGCUUAUAAAGCAUUGCUUUCAUCCAGAUGUUCAGUUUCUUGCUCACAUGACCCUGAAAUCGUUGGAUCAUCCCGGUGAACAGUUUAAUAAUUCAUCAAAUCAACUUUUAUUAGAUCGCGCUUUUCUAAACCCAAUACUCACACUCAUUUUUGUUUUUGUCGGGCUUGUGGGUCUCAUUGGCAAUUUGCUCACAGUUAUUGUGAUUUUCAAGACAAAUUCCCUGCACUCGCACACAAACUAUUUCUUGGCAAAUCUUGCUACCAGCGACUUCUGUCUCAUCGUUGUUGGAGUUUCGUUUGACUUGGUGAAUAUCUGGAACGAUGAGGAACCGCUGGACAUUUUUGGAUAUUGCUCUCUUACAAGCACUUUUAUAUCUCUGUUCACAUUUGCUUCAAUUCUCACAAUUGUUCUUUUGACGGCAGAAAGAUUUACAGCGAUUUGUUAUCCUUUUUCCCAUAGAACAAUUUUCGACGAGAAGCGUGUUAAAAGGUUUAUACUGCUUAUUUGGUUCGUAGCACUUCUUCCAUCAAUUUUCAUUGGCUCUAUGUUCAAACGAGUGUCUCAAGACUUUUGUGGCUUCAAUCGCCAAAUGACUUAUAUCGGUCGAUGUGAUUUGGUGACAUCUCCAGAUAGUUUCUUCCGGUACCCAUUUGAAUCAGCAAUAACCAUCACUUUUGUACUUCCCUUGUUCUUCAUUAUUUAUUGUUACUUCCGGAUUCUAGGUACGCGACAUUUUCUUUGUAUUACAGUAAAUUUAAGCUACACGAGUAAUAUAUUUCCAGUCACAUUGAACGAGAUGUCCAAUUCGACUCAUGUGCACACUCCAGUCGGAACUGCUCGUAGUGAUAGUGGAGCUUUUCCUUUUCCCCAUACAUCUAAUAACUCUAACACUCAAAGUUUCCCGCUAACAGUCCAUACUAAAAAUGUCCAACCGCCGCGAAGUCAACAAGCCCAGAAAAUGGUCAUUAAGAUGCUUGUUACUGUAACCGCUGUAUUUUUUGUCUGCUAUCUUCCAUAUCACGCUCAACGUCUCAUCGUCAAAUACAACAGCAAGGAUUGUUCCAACUCAGACUUCUGCAAGCUUCUCUACCCAAUAGCAGGAAUCCUCCAAUACAUCUCCGCUUCUUUGAAUCCAAUUUUCUACAACCUCAUGUCUGUACGAUUUCGCAACGGAUUCAAGAAGCUCAUCAAAGACGUCUGGGCACAUCGAGCCCGUAGUUACAGCAAUCUAGCUCGUGUCUGAAAUUGAAAAAAAUUAUAUUUGCUACCCAUAAAUGUAUUGCUUAAAUGCCGACAAAUAAACGACCCGCUUGCUUGAUUCACAGCAACGUUAACUUGUAAUAAAACUACUACAUUAUUCCACAUUCCAUCAUUUAAUGUAAUUCAUGUUAAACAAUAUAAGUAAUAAACAUCAUAAAGUGCCAUAGUUACCA
This is a messenger RNA of Caenorhabditis elegans, 1835 nucleotides long. RefSeq names its product G-protein coupled receptors family 1 profile domain-containing protein (gene nmur-3). The record is from RefSeq and is marked reviewed. Lineage: Eukaryota; Metazoa; Nematoda; Chromadorea; Rhabditida; Rhabditidae. Gene Ontology annotation, biological process: G protein-coupled receptor signaling pathway; signal transduction; detection of visible light. The coding region runs from base 308 to 1645 and encodes 445 amino acids. Gene Ontology annotation, cellular component: membrane. The transcript is spliced from 8 exons. Gene Ontology annotation, molecular function: G protein-coupled receptor activity.